Molecule: messenger RNA, 1470 nt
Organism: Euleptes europaea (tarantolino)
Lineage: Eukaryota; Metazoa; Chordata; Lepidosauria; Squamata; Sphaerodactylidae
Gene: LACTB
Product: lactamase beta
Exons: 6
Coding region: 1-1470 (489 amino acids)
Source: RefSeq, a predicted model, not a curated record
AUGGCGUCGGGGCUGGCGGCGCUGCGGAGGGUGCCGCUGCUGGGGGGCCCCGCGCCCCUCAGGCGCCUGGGGGCCGGAGCCCACGGGGGCCCGCCUCGGCGCGGCUGGCGGCUGGGCGCGGGGCUGGGCCUGGCGGCGGCGGCCGAUGAAGUGGGAGCCCCGGGCAUCGUGGUCGGCGUGGCCGUGGAUGGGAAGGAAGUGUGGUCAGAAGUUGCAGGGCUGGGCUACGCCGACCUGGAGAACCGCGUGCUUUGCAAGCCGGAGACAGUCCUGCGAAUCGCCAGCAUCAGCAAGCCCCUUACCAUGGUUGCCGUGGCGAGGCUGUGGGAGGAAGGCAAGCUGGACUUAGACGCUCCCGUGCAGAAAUAUGUCCCAGAGUUUCCUGAAAAGGAGUACGAAGGAACCAAGGUCACCAUUACGACGAGGCAGCUUGCCUCCCAUCUUAGUGGGAUCCGCCACUAUGAGAAGGACUCUGCCAAAGUGAAGGAGGAGAAAGAAAAGUUGAACAGAGCUUUGAAAGCAGAAAAGGGUGCCAUAAAACUUGACCCGAAAGAGAGAGAAGAGAAGGACUCGGAAGGGAUUGGGAAAUCCAAGCUGGAGCGCGAAGGCAAAAAUUCAAAAGGGGGAAGGAGAAAAAGAGAGUUUGAGAAUGAAGAGUAUUAUCUGAAAGAGAAAUAUGAUAAUGUGAUUGAGUCGCUCAAUAUUUUUAAAGACGAUCCUUUAUUCUUUAAGCCAGGGAGUCAGUAUUUGUAUUCUACCCACGGCUUUACUCUUCUGAGUGCCGUCGUGGAGAGAGCUUCGGGUCAUAAAUUCACCGAAUACAUGUUGAAAAUAUUUCACGACCUGGAUAUGUUGGCAACUGUCCUGGAUGACAACGAGCCGCUGAUCUAUAACAGAGCAAGGUAUUAUACCCACAACAAAAAAGGCCAGUUGGUCAACACGCCCUACGUGGACAAUUCCUACAAGUGGGCUGGCGGAGGCUUCCUGUCGACCGUGGGGGACCUUCUCAAAUUUGGGAACGCCAUGCUGUACGGCUAUCAGCUUGGGUGGUGGCAAAAUCUCGCCCCCGGCCUCCUUCCCGGUUAUCUCAAGCCCGGCACCAUAGAGAUGCUGUGGACAGCCGUGCCAAAGACAGAGGCGUCCUGGAGCAAAGAUGACAGAUACGGAAUGGCGUGGCAGGUUGUGGAGAAGAAACCGGCCUACGGCUUCUGCAGGGAGCCGCGAAACUAUGCCUACCACUGUGGGGGAGCGGUGGGGGCAAGUAGCGUCCUGCUCAUUCUUCCUGAGGAGUGGGACUCUGGGGCGGCCCCAGGCAGCAGCAUACCGAUGCCACCCAGGGGCGUGGUGGUAACCAUUAUUUGUAACAUGCAGUCCAUUUCUCUUAGCAAAACCGCUCUAAAGAUCGCAAUGGAAUUUGAAAAGGACAAGUCAGGAAAAUGUACUGAUAAAAACGGCUCCCACUGCAAUUGA